Molecule: messenger RNA, 12761 nt
Organism: Varroa destructor (honeybee mite)
Lineage: Eukaryota; Metazoa; Arthropoda; Arachnida; Mesostigmata; Varroidae
Product: rho GTPase-activating protein 12-like
Biological process (GO): regulation of GTPase activity; signal transduction
Cellular component (GO): cytoplasm
Molecular function (GO): protein binding
Source: RefSeq, a predicted model, not a curated record
UACAAAGCGUUAAUAUGAAAGAUUUGUCUGCGCUAGCUGGAUGGAUACGCGGCUGUAUGAAGCAAUGAUUACGCGCGCACAGCUGACCAUGUAGAAACACAGACUGGUAUUAGCCAGACGGAACGUCUGCUUAGUGAGUCAUCUUUACGUUUACGUUGCACAGAGACGCGGUCUUUGAUGGAUGAUGCCGUGCUUACGCGCCGUUUCGAUUAAAAAAAAUGUAUACGGUGUAAAUGUGGAGGACGCCCUCCAGUGUGAGAAAAUAAGUCGGCUUGGAUCGGCAAAUAUUCUGUUCAGUACUCUCGCCUGUUAGCUUUUCGAAGUUCAAAAUAGGACAAACGUUAUCCAGUAAGGCCACAUUGUCGUCUGGCCUUCAGUUACUUAAUGGCAGAAUGAAUACGAGCGAAGGAUAGCAGGGUUCCCAACUGAAGUACUGCCUCUUCUAGGUAAGGCCGGCGCUGCCGAUUGACGAAAAAUCGGAUUCAGACUUGUCUCUUCAUACGCUCUGUGAAAUGAUAGGCAGUGUUUCUUAAAUACGUGUUUCUGUGCCCGAAGAAACAUUUUGCUAGCGUGUUUGCCUGCCAACCGAAGACAUACAGAAGUGAUCUAGACAGAGACAAAGGAGCGACCAGCCGUCUCCAGUUCCACCGGACGUAAAAUUCGGAACGUUUUCGUCUCAGUCUCCACUUCUAGCUACGUUUUCUCGUAUUUGAUUUCUUUCUAAUUCGCGUCACAAUCGAAAGAAUAACCAAUAUACCAAGUGGCAACGAGUAUAGCGUCUGCUGCUCUACGAUUUACCUAUUGGCAGGCUUAGCAGCACAAAGAGGGUGUUUGCUCCGUCGACUUUGUCUAUAAGCUCAAAACAGGACGAGUUCCAGGCGACAAUACCAGUGGCAACAUAUCGCCGGUAUUUAACACGCCUUAGUCCCCCGUAGAGCGGCCUCUGUCAUAUCGUCCGUUUAGUGACUGCUUGGGAGGGUCGAACGCAUACCAUGCCAUCCCUACGUCGAACGAAUGCCAGCCAACGUUCCGCUGAGGGGCGCGGCGUUGGGUUUGUUCCAGUGGACAGUGGCUCAGCCCACUUGAUACGUUCUGCUCGACGCCGUCGUCUUGAUGGCACUUUCGGAAGAGUUUAUUACAAUUUGUGACGACAAACAUAUAUAACAAAAUGUGACGGCUGGUUGACACAGUGAUAGCAUCAGUGAAACGUCGCGUGUCAAGCAGUUCCGUUGUUCCUGUUAACUAACUCAAUGUCAGUUUAUACUAUAGUCGUUCGGAUAAUGGUCAGGUGCCUAGGAUGGCAGCGGUUCACCACCGUAUCAUUAUUGAAAACAGUAGUUACAAAUAAAUAUUAAUAAUAAGUUAUUAUUAUAGGAGAAUGGUAAUUUUGGUAAUCAGGUUUAUAUCGCUACUGUGCCACGUCUAGCAUGACUUACCCUAGUACCAUUAUCACAGUAAUCAUACAUAUUGAGCUAUGAUCAAUUUGCUCUAGCGAAGCGCCCACGAGAAUAGAAUCAAGAUGCCUACGGUAAAAUAAGGCCACCAUCGGUUGGUAUUGAAUAGAUAUAUGUGGAUCGACAAGGGGUUUCACUCUCAACGAACAGACAGGGGGGCGUUACCAACAGCAUAUACUAAUCUACAUUUAAGUGCGUUUUGUAGCGAUUUCGAGACGGCGUCGAGCGCUUUUCAGGCAAUUUGCGUUCUGCACUAUUUGUUACUGGCAGCCCAUAGCCAGGACAAUUGAUGCUGCGAGAAGCCACAAAUGCCGUUAAAUCACGGUCUACUUAUUUUUUCGGCAAGUGUUUGUCUCGGAAGGAAGUAGCAGGCUAAAACCAUGGUGGACGUAUUUGGUUCAAUGAACGGUGGGUUGUUUUUUGCGAAAGUCAACACAGCCGGAUUAUUUUUAGGAGUACUUUGGAGUCUCAGUCAUUACUUAUACCCUACAGGGUCAACGUAGCUGCUAGCAUCAAAUCAGCACAGACAGAUACUUAUGCACUGAUGAGAGAUUUUACUACGGUAAUUGCGGUCCAGAUUAAUGGAGGAUGAAAAAAUAGAUAAUUAAUGCGCAGAACUAGUUCUAUUUUGUAAUAAGUAUUGUUCUGGAACUCGUCACAUAUGCCUAUUAGUUAUUAUAGUACAUAAUAUCACUUCUAAAUUGUAAGUAGUCGAGUGUUCCAUUGUAACAUUGAGCUGUUCUUUAAAAUCGUUUAAUUUAUCAAACACGUCGUUAGAGAAUUCUGUCAGUUAAUCAGUCUUUUUUUUUUCCUAAAUGAUGAGGUUUUUAUGUUGUUUAUUAUUAAAAAAGUUGUAUUUGCCUAUGUGUUUAUAAGAACUUUUUAGCUUUUAGGAACUUGGAGGUAAAACUUGCAAAUUUUGGCAAAAGGACACUUUGAAUCACCUUGAGUAUCACCACGAACGGCAGCUAAAAAAGGAGCAUUAUCUUAGAAACGUAACACAGAUGCGCAAACAAUAAGUUUUCUUAUCGGAACGAAUGUGCGGACUCCGUCGGCCGUGGUCGUCGUGUGACGGAUGAAAAAUAUCUGGAAUAAGCGUAUGAACUUACAAAGCCGAGUAGCGCAAUAUAAUGAAGGGAACACAACUAAUGAAUGACUUCUUUUUGCACUACAUAUUAUUCUACUGGUUUAUGGUGACAGAAAAAAUAUACUUUUCAGUAAGUUCAUCCUGAGGAAACAGUUAAACAAACGUAGGUGGCGUCAAUAGCGAGGCAGAGAGGCACCAACGCUGAUAGGACAUGAUUCAACUUUUGCGUGAAGCCCCAUUAUGGAUUGGCGAUAUCAGUAUUUUGAUGUUUAUUACAAUACGCCAAUAGUAAUCUGCGUUUCGUCAGAGAUGUCUCUUGAAUAUAGGAACCGAAUUACCUGCCACCGGACGCUUUUACCAGUAUCCACUGGCUAAAGGGUGAUGGGGCUCUGGCCGGGCAGGCCAGGGCGCCAAGAGUGAUGCGCGUAAAGGGGCGAGCUCGACUGUACUUCAGUCGAACAGCUCGCAAUAAACGGCUGUAGAAAGACACUAGCGGGCCAAUUGAAUAUACGCCGAGUCAUGCCGACGGAGAUGUGGACACUGCACGUCGUGGAGAUGCACGCUGGGAACAGCGCCCAACUGCGCUGUUUUCAGCGGCUAGACACCGCAUCGGAGAAUUGACAAAAAUCAAAGAAGAACAAAAGCUUCUUUCGGGACCAGCCGAAAACCAGAGUGGACGAAGAAUUUCAUAUCAGUCGUUGCAUCAGGGUAGCUAGGUCGCACUAGGAAUUAGUAAGCCAGAGACAGUCGAACGAGGUAAAAGGUCGUGGAGAUAAAACAGGUGCGGCGGCACGGGCAACCAGCCCGCUUCGCAACCUAGGUGUUUUCGCAGCAACGGCAGUAGCAGGACAUAUAAGCUCUGCUUAUCAACAUAGUUAGAGGUGGCUUGGAGCAAAGCUAAACGCAUUUCGCCAACUAGUACCUGUUACAUGGUGUAAGCGCAUUAGUGCAUCGUAAUUUCCUGGUUGUAUCAUACACGCACGAUAAUCCAGGCAACGGCAGCUGCUUACGGCAGAAGACGACGAUUUUUCGAGGCUCAAUGGCAGGCGACGAAAAUGCCCGGGGCCCUCGGAUGUACGCGCGGGUUAUGGUCGAUACGUCGUACGAUCUCGAGCAAAAGCCAGGCGUAAUGGAUACCGUGAGGCUGAGCAAAGGCGAAAGUCUUGAGGUGCUCGAGUUCCAUUCUGACGAUUGGUGGAAAGUCCGGCGAUGUCACGAUGGCAAAGUUAUGUUCGCACCGCCCGCGUAUCUUGAGCUGGACUAUUCGCGUCAAGAUUCGUUGGAGCGGAGAGCGUCUUCUCUCGAGUCGUCGAAGAGUUCGCAGGAGCGUGAUCAUUCGAAGGGAUCGAAGGACACGCUUGAUGAUGAUACCCCACCCGAACCCCUCGAGAGGGACUACCCUCAAUCGCAGCCGACCCCGCAGCAACUGCACCGGCUUAACAGCAGCAACAGCCAGCAACAGCACAACACUACGCCAGCAUCACAGCGAUCGCAGAUUCCUCAAAUGCGUCAUCAGUAUCAUCAGCAACAACAAUCCCACCACUCUCAGCCUCAGCCGCCACCUCGAAGUUCGCUUCGCACGCAGCAGACGAUUUCUAUAUCGUCCGCGAGCACAACAACGAGUAGUGCAGGAGGAGCAGUAUUGUCUGCUGCGACGGUGACGAAGUUACCGUCAUCCGGUACAGCUGCAGGUGGACUAUCAGGCACGCGGGGGGUUGGAGGGACAGCGGUGGUUGGCUCUAGUGCCAAUAGUAGCAGCAGUUGCAACACCGCAGCAUCUGCAGGUGGAGCCAAUGCAAAUGGAUCUGGAGGCGUCUCUUCCUCAACUGCAAAAGGCCAAAGUAGUCACCAACAAAGUGAUGUGAUACUAUGGAAUAAAUUAAGCAAUAGAGGCACCAGCAGCAGCAUAAACACGGGUAGCAUAAGCAGCGUUAGCGGAAACAGCGCCAGCUGUACAUCAAACAAGACCCAAGCAGGGAACAGCAACGCCAGUUCUGCCGUUGGUUCCGCGCAAGGUUCUGCUGGACCGGUGGACUCUUCCAAGGGACGAGAUCGCACGACCGGGUCGAUGACGCAGGGGGUGCGUCAUUCGCACUCCAGCCCACCAAACAGCCUGUUUACUCAAGCUAGUCUAGAGGUGCACCCCGUUGAUGGCGACGACAUCGAUGUGGAUAGUUCGCCGAGUCCUGGGAUGGCUCCGGGAUGCGGUUCUGGUGGGCGAGGCCCGUUUGAGCGACGUUUCCGAAUGUCGCUUGAUGAAGCUCUUCGGGAGCGUCGAGAGAAGAUGGGCGAAGUUGUAGACGACGGCAGUGAACCUCGUAGCGAUGAAGAUUCUCUUAUUGAACAUCAACAAACCGGUUCUGAUCUCGACGAAGGUGAUGAGGACGACCUGGUGUCAAAUUCGCCCACGGGCUUCCGCUUCUCUAUCGUGUCCUCGAAUACACCAAACACGUCCAAUCCGUUGCAGCUACCGCCCCGUACAGGGCCGAUUCAGCGAGGGCAUUCAGCUCCGCUUCGGCCUCGAAGUGAGGGACAUCAGCCGCAGCCGAUCUACGCCAACGUCCAGCAGCCUCAAGGAGACGUAGUGAUCGUUCAUGCGCAUGGACAGCAUCAUCAGUCAAGUGGUGAACACUCCCAUGUCCACAGCAACUUUCUCGAAGGUGGACAGCUUAGCGCCCCUCUUGAUCUCGCACUUGCUACGACACCUCCUUUUCCGUCUCCGAACGAAGAUCCCGUCCGAUAUCUCUCUGACCAUUGGGGCGAGUACCGGUCAACUGGAGGACGUCCGUACUACUACAAUUACGUGACGGGUGAACACUCGUGGAAACCUCCGCGAACGCGGAAGAAAUUUUCUAGUCAGCGUUUGGCGCAAUCCGUAGAUUCAGUUGAUGGGCUUGAGGCGCUUGACGGCCCCGACUGCACCGAUGGAGGUUUGGAUAGCUCCGUUGAGGGCAUUAUGCCUAGUCCUCCGCCGAGCCCAACGGAAACUAUCGCAUCUGGAUGGAGCAAGGUGUAUGAUGAUAUCAGCGGGUCGCUAUAUUUCAUAAACGAGCUAAAUGACGAAAGAUGGUGCACUAGCCAGGAUAUUGAUGGGCGGGUAUAUUUCUAUCAAGAGGGCACCCAACGGACAGCCUGGGAAUUGCCCAAAAUCACCCCCUGUCCCCCUCAACGGACGAAGGUGGCUCCACGACCUCCGCUACGGCGAAAGAAGCAGCUUGAGGAUGAGUGCUCGAAAACAGUCCUUCGACACAACGAGUCAGAACCGAGUGGCGCCACAAUCCUACGGACGAAAACCCUUCCAACGGGUGGAUCAGGUCCAGGCUUACCGAAAGGCGUUGGCACUAUCGGCCGCGGUUCCGGUCACCAGGUGACCUCGUCCUUCAGCAAUUCAAACAUUGCAGCGAUGGAUGCAGCUCAGCAGCGGGCCAAUAAAGCACUUCACCAGCAACGCCAGCAGAUUUUGAUCCACCAUCAGCAACAACAACAGAAACAAGUGGCAUCGGGAGGAGAGGUCGAUGGAGAAGGAAAUACCCCGCAGAAUUCGUUGCGUUCGCUUAAGACUCGGUCGAUGAUCCUGUCUGAGCUUGAUUGGCGUUCGAAAUCAGUCGAUAUUAUAAGCAGACUUCCGACUGGGGUUACGAAUACGAAUGGCGAACAGGGAACGCAGCUGGGCGUACACGUUCUCAGUGUACAGAAGCUUCCGAAUCUAGCCGAUAUCGAGGAGACGGUAAAACGUCAGGGUUCACUGAACAAAGCGGAUCUAGUUAAAGCUGGUAAAAAAGUGCAGAAAAAGAACUGGGUGUGCUGUUUCCUGGUGCUGACGUCCAAGAAUCUGUUUGUAUACAAGGACGCACAGAGCGGGCAGCAGCCGACCCCUGGCGAAGGUGCCCUGAGUCGGCUUGCGCUCCCCGGCGCGCUCAUCGAGUGGUGCCCCGACAAGUCGAAGCGUAAAAAUUGCUUUCAGGUGAGCACUAUACAGGGGCAAAAGGUGCUCUUCCAGGACGACAACGUCCAAACGUCGAAAGAGUGGUUCGAGUCCAUCAAAGGAUGUAUCAUCCACCUACCGCUCGGCUAUGAUAUCUCGGGCGAGAUCCUAAAGGCUAGGACGCCACAGGGUCGAGAGUCCAAUGCCCGCUUGGGGGGUAUAAGCUCCGCUCCGCACCAUAAUACUGUCGCCAGGGACUUCUCUGUUGGCACCCUAACCAAAGAUACAUUGAAACGGUCGAAGAAGGUGUUACGAUCAAAAUCGAUCAAGCUACUUAGGCCGUCCAAUACUCUACCCGGGAGCUCGGGCACGAGCCAUGGGUUGGUGGCUGCCAGCCCGGGGGGGCUGGGACCGCUUGAGACAGCGACGGGAUCGGAAAAGGGCUCGACAACGGACCUCGUCACGCUGAGUCCCAACGAACGCAAGCGAAGAAUUGGCGACCGACUCAAGAUGUUCUUCAUGAGACGACCUACCCUCGAAAUGCUCAAAGAAAAAGGAAUUAUCAAGGAUGAGUUAGUUUUCGGCUGCACGCUAGCGUCGCUCUGCGCGCGGGAGCAUUCAACUGUGCCGCGAUUCGUAGUGCGUUGCAUUGACGCUAUUGAAAACAAGGACAUGCGAGCUGAUGGCAUCUAUCGGGCGUCCGGUAACUUAUCCCAGGUACAGAAAGUCCGGUUCAGCAUCAACAUGGAUGACUACAGCGUCUUGGACAAGGAGGAAGAUGUGCACGUGCUCACGGGGGCGCUCAAGAUGUUCUUCCGCGAAAUGAGGGAACCCCUAUUGACGUACGCGCUGUUCGACCGUCUGCUUGAGGCCACCCAAAUCAAAGAGAGGUCACCAAAGCUGGCUGCCUUUGAGGCCAUUCUUAGCGAAUUACCAACAGUAAAUCGUGACACGUUGCGUUUCCUUCUCGAACAUCUCCUUCGAGUGAAAGAAUACAGUUCGGAGAAUCGGAUGCACAUUCAAAACCUAGCGAUCGUCUUCGGGCCGACUCUUCUUUCAUCAGCUGAUCGUAUGAGCCGAAAUAUCGCAAUGGAUACUAUUCAACAGAACCAGGUUAUUGAAUUUAUAUUGGUUGAGUUUAACGUGUUAUUUUGUUGAUCGUCAACUGCUACAACCAAUACUAAUAGACGGAGGAAUGGACAGCCAGCAAAUAGGAACUGAAAACAAGCAAAAACUAUAGUAAAUGAGGUAAUGACAUCAAGCUGCCUGAGAUGUUCCCAGCUACCGAGUGCGAAUGAGCUAGACGGGGCAAGAAAGAAACAACAAGCUGAGUGAUCCGGAUUCCUAAUGACGAGGGCCAAAAUAGUAACGGAGUUAAUAUAGGGACCGGUGAUAGAUCAUGGAUUGUGAAUGGUAAGCAAUACUGAGACAAGACGAAACAGUAAACGGUUGCAUAGAGUGAGCGUUGAGGUGUUACGAAAAAAUCAGCGGACAUGACGGCACAACGAAGAGAAGACGAUAGGCUUGCGCUUGCCGAAAAAGGUGGAAGGAGGAAAAUUUAAGUUAUAGAAUUUACAUCGAUCGAUCACCUUUGCAUUACAAUAAGGCGGCAGGAUAACCAAGAACAGGAGAGACACAAUUAGGCGCUGAAGCUGACGCUGGGCAGCUUCGUCCACUCUCGCAAGCUCAACUGUAAACCUUCGACGAAUUGGUUAAAUAACGCCUGGUAAUAAUUGAACAAUUAGAAACCAGAACCGUUUGUACACCUAAUAGCAUUCUAGUAGUGCAAUGACACGAUUUGCGUCUUCUUCAUUGUUAUUCGUAUAACUUGGUAAAAGGAUGACAUCUGAUUUGUUCAGGACCGUUACGCUAUGCGGACCCCUAGGCUUAACUGCAAAGUUGACUCAUGUUGUGGGUAAAUCACAACCGUCUGCCCUGGCGAAGAAACGAAUUUACCAAGAAGAGAAAGUGUUUCGCUCGUUUAGGCUUAGGCUUUGUGACAGCUCUGCACCGAACGCUGCAAACGUCAGCCUAAGUCGGCGGCAAGUCAAUAGGGGAGAUGCUUAAUUAGCAAAAAUGUUAAUAUAACGAUAUCUUCGCCAUUCUUGAAAUGCUCUUUCGAGGCUUUUUACGAUAAGACGGGAAAAAGCAAUGAGAAAGCGUAUGCCGUGUGUGUAGUUCGUACGUACGCACGCAUGAAGCCCUCCUCAAAGGCCAAUACUCCAUUCGUGUUCGCAUGUCGCUUAUCCCUGUCAAAUAGCGACAAGUAACGCUAAUUUUUAAAGUGAGGAACGCCGGAGAUCUCAUCCUGUUAAUUCGUCACUGGCGCGGCGUGCUCUUUAACUCGAUCUGAGGAUAAUGUAAACUAAUAGCGAUUGAUAAUGAUGGAAAAUAUCCUUCAAACGUUUUUCGUUUCUGUUAUAAUAAGGUAACUGAUUAUUAGGAUAGGGUGAUUAUGUUAAGUGGUUGAUUGAUUGAGCCUGAUAGAAAUCAGGUAAUUUGUACUCAUCAGUUACACUGGACCUGCUUAGAGGAACGCCUCAAUACGAACAUUACUACAGUUGUGCGUCUCAUAGUCGGACCUGAGCUGACAUGUGCUCUAAAAAAGAUGCCGAUAAUGAUGAUCAUGGACAGGAUGGUAGCAGUCGACGUUGGAUUCCUAACCAUUCGACAAACAGAUUACGGUUGAGUAAAAAAACCAAAAAAAGGACAUUUUGUGUCCGACUUCCCUCAGUAACAUUCGAUUCGGCAAUCGACAUAGAGAAAUGAUCAUAUUGUCUGUCACUAGAAUUGCACCGCUACACCUGUGUCUAGUCGAGGUGGAAUAGUAUCUGUCCUUGGAAGGUUUCACGCAGAUUAUGCUCAUACCAUCCGACGCGGAUCUAAUCUAGCUACAUAAUCUUAUUUAUUCGUCUAAUGCAGUUGAAUCAGGUCUAAGCAGCAGCAGCCAGGCGUCAGAUCUUUGGCGUUGGGACAGCAAGCAACUUUGUACAUAAAAAUAGAAGCUUAUUUGACGGACGAAGUUCAAGUUGAUGUAGAGGAUGCUGGGCGCGGGUAAACAUCUCACAAAUUAAGUCUUCAUCUUAGUAUGGCCAAUUUGUAUGAUUUCGCGGGCCUUUGCCUAGUUAACGGCCGAGAGCUCGUCACCAAACGUCCUCGAACGAUUCCUGAGUGGGGUCAGUUGUCGUAUGGGGAAAUACCGGGUACUACCAUCAGCGUCUGACGGCGCCAGUUUACAGUCGUUAUCAGCUGGCAGUAUGACGUAACUGCCCACCGCCACUGGAAUUGGUUAAACAUAUUAUAAAAGUCGAAUGCAAGGAUGUAGACAGACAAAUUCAAUUUAGGGGCCCGUCUUGUUGUAUAAGGGCAAUAGAGUAGCGGUACGAAUGAUCAUUACAAACGAGAAAAUACUUUGUGUUUGUUCGACGUUUUCAACAACAAGAACCCAGAUGGUGGUUGGCAUCGGAGGUGAAAUAGUGAAGUUGAUUUCUAGCCAAAUAUUUUUUUGCUAAAUUUCCACAGGACGAUGCGCGCUGGCCAUUAAGACGCGCUAAAAUGUACUCGCAGCUACGUAUGUUAGGACAGCUGAUGAUAUUAAAUGAAUCGAUAUAUUUAAUUUGUAUGUGUUAGAUUAAUUUAAGAAGAUCGAACGUUUGAGCUAGGCGCAUAGAGCGGACAAUAGACCUAGUGGAGAUGUUCUUCCAGCAUUUUACGAGUUAUAUAUAUAUAUAUAUGCAGCAAGCUUUGGACAGGCCACACUUAUCACUACGUUACCGUAUAUCAACACAAAGCUGUAAGUAGCUUUUCACGAGCAAUGAUUUUCAAGAUCGCACAUUGAGUUCCUAUGAGAGUAGCAGUUAGCUGAUAUGGCAAUGUAUCUAGUGCAAUGAAUGUAGAUUAUUGUUAGGACUGCAGCAGGAUCAGUUAUCCUUUAAUAUUAAACACUGCGAGCGCUAUGAUGAGGACCGAUAUGUUCAAUUGGGGGAUCAAUCACACCCAUCAAAUGCCAGCAUGCCAGAGCGAAGAACGUAGGAGCUCGUUCCUCUAGCCGCCUUUAGCUUUAAUCGACAAAGGCCACUGUCAAAACGAGUUCUUCGAAAAUAGUUUCUGACUAUCAGUCCCCACAGAUGGAAUGGCCAGACAGAGAUCGGAAAGCUCCAGGACGGACCAAAUCAGUAGAAACGUUUCUCCCCUAGUUUUAUUCCACUUCACGUCCGGCAGCGCCGUUAGGCAUUCCAUCGAAACGCAGUUUAUGCUCGGGUGCGACGUGUCCCUAAAAUUAGCAGGCAAAUACGUUACCCAUUAAGUUAUUAGGGGGGCACUGUUUUACCUGCGCCCCCGGAAGCAUACCUUGAAGCGGCACAAGCGGGUUGCCGCGACGACAGCCAAUAAUACAUUACUAUAGGUAUAUAUAUGUGUGUAUGUGUGUAACAAAAUGAAUAACACACUCAUAAGACGCAUACUGGCGACGCUAAUGGUUAAGGAUGGGGGUGUUCCUUGUAAAAUGCUGCGACAAGCGGCCAACAGUCGCAAGUACAGAAGAACCUAGAAACACCGAAUGUGCGAAGUGUGAAGAUAAUACAAAGAACAAAUAUAUUAUGAGAACACAUAUUCCGGUAAGGGCUUCGAUUUUAUGAAUUCUACGCGGAAAGAAGGGUCAUCAUGAUGGUUGAGUUUCCAACGUUCGUUUUUGGUGAUGACAAGGCCGGCAGAUAUAUGCAGACAAACAUCAGCAGGCAGACCGCAGCGAUUACGCAGAAACACAUAUACAUUAUAGCGACAUAAACGCAGACAAAGCAAAUUAGAGCUGAUAUAUGAAAUAGAUAAUAAUCAUUAUUAUGAACAGUAGCAGAACAGAGUUUAAAUAUUGUGUAGAAAUUUCGAUUUGUAUUGUUUAUUUGCUUCUGAGCUUCAUAGACGCGCAACGGACAUGCGUGUAUGGAUUGUGUGCGCUUACCUUCCAGUUACGCCUCCCGCCCCCUAUCGAAACGAGCAACUAUUUUAAUUGAAAUAUACGCCCUCUAUACAUAAUGAUAACGCUCAAUGGCCAUGCCAUUGUCCACCAGCCAUUCAAUAGACGCGUAGAAAGUAUUGAUUUUCGCGUAACAGACGAUUACCAUUACUCCCAUUAUAACGACUACGCUAAUUAUAAUGUUAGUUAUCAGUCUUGGUGUUAUUGCAAAGUUGACGUGAAACAAUAAAGCCGACCAUGUUGCAGGAGAGGCGACAGAAGCAUGUAGAGGAAUGAAUGGGGCAAACGAAAUUGUGAUGAAUGACAUUAUUAUGUAGAAAUAAGACUGUAACAAGGAGAUCAGCAAAUGUAGCAAGAGAAUAAUAAUAUAUUCUGUUGUACCUGUUCGUUCAAGGACAGGACUGAUCCUUAGUUUAGUUAAUAUAGAAAGCGGUUCCAACGGACGCCGAGCCGAAAAUGGCCAAUUUUUAAAGUUGCAAAAUUGCUCUAGGUUACCCACAAACCAAUGUAGAUAUGAAUAGAAAUAAUCACUGAUAAUUCUGAUCGCAGAAACAUAUAUGGCAACAAGCGAAUAGCGACGACAGAACGGUUAUGAUUGAUGCAACAGUAUCUAUUAACAUACUAAUGAUAAAAUCCGAUCGAGCGGGACGCUAAGUGAUGGCGGUAAGCGUACAGCAUGCGCGUUCCAAGUGUCAUACACCUUGUUCCGUUUUUCCAGACGCUUUGGCUAAUAGUAUCUCGGACACGAUAGACUGAAUUCGAUCUUAUAUUCACAAGUACGAGCAAUGGCUUGAAUAAGAUAGAAACAAUAACUAGUCUUAUAAAUGUCGUUAAGCGUUUUUUUUUUUUUUUUUUUCUUUUUCCUUUAAAAACAAAGUCACUGAUGAAUGCUAAGAUUACACAGGUGGCGAUGUCCAUUUUCUAUUACAUUUGCCCGGUGGAGGAUUGAACCUUUAUGCUAAAAAUGAAAGGUGAACCUACUAGAAAGGCUAUGUGACGAUGGAGAGUCGAGUGGUGACAGGGCAGACAGAGGAACCUUCCGCACGAGACACGGGGGCCAGCUAUAUGCAUGAACAGCGAUCGCUUGGUAGUUUCUGUCUGGGGCUGAGAGCGAACGACAAAACACAGAUGUAAUUUAGAGCAAUUGCAUAUUUCAUUGGGUUGUCUAGCAUUAAGGAAAUGGGCCUGUAUGUGAAAAGUAUACAUUUUACCCCGCAGAAACCCACUGCGACAGUAGCAACGGCUGCAGCAACAACAACAGAGAAGUGGCACACAAAUGAAAGAUAAGAAAAUCAUUGAAAAUAAAAACAAUGUUAAUUUUAA